AUGCCUGACCCGCCGCGCCCCCGGGCCCGGGCCCCGCCGCUGCCGCUGCCGCUGCUGCUGCUCGCGCUGGCGGCCCGCGGGGGCUGCGCCGCGCCCGCGCCCCGCGCCGAGGACCUCAGCUUGGGGGUGGAGUGGCUGAGCAGGUUCGGCUACCUGCCCCCCGCAGACCCUGCCGCUGGGCAGCUGCAGACGCAGGAGGAGCUGGCCAAGGCCAUCGCCGCCAUGCAGCGCUUUGCCGGCCUGGAGGCCACCGGCGUCCUGGACGAGGCCACCCUGGCGCUGAUGAAGACCCCUCGCUGCUCGCUGCCCGACCUGCCGGCUGCGGCCCCCUUUCGCAGGCGGCGGCAGGCUCCCGCCCCGACCCGGUGGAGCAAGAGGAACCUGUCCUGGAGGGUCCGGACGUUCCCGCGGGCCUCGUCCCUGGGCCGAGACACGGUCCGCGCGCUCAUGCACUACGCCCUCAAGGUCUGGAGCGACAUCACGCCCCUGAACUUCCACGAGGUGGCCGGCAGCACCGCCGACAUCCAGAUCGACUUCUCCAAGGCCGAGCACAACGACCGCUACCCCUUCGAUGGCCCCGGCGGCACCGUGGCCCAUGCCUUCUUCCCCGGCGACCACCACACUGCAGGGGACACCCACUUUGACGAUGACGAGGCCUGGACCUUCCGGUCCUCAGAUGCCCACGGCAUGGACCUGUUCGCCGUGGCUGUGCAUGAGUUCGGCCACGCCAUCGGGCUGAGCCACGUGGCGGCCACGCACUCCAUCAUGCAGCCCUACUACCAGGGCCCCGUGGGCGACCCGCUGCACUACGGGCUCCCCUACGCAGACCGGGUGCGUGUCUGGCAGCUGUACGGCGUGCGGGAGUCCGUGUCCCCCACGGCACAGCCCGACUCCACAGAGCCCAGGGAGCCCCCCCACCUGCCGGAGCCCCCUGACAACCGGUCCAGCACCCCGACGCAGAGGGACGUGCCGCACAGGUGCACCACUCACUUCGACGCGGUGGCCCAGAUCCGCGGAGAGGCCUUCUUCUUCAAAGGCACGUACUUCUGGCGGCUGACCCGCGAUCGGCACCUGGUGUCGCUGCAGCCGGCACAGACACACCGUUUCUGGCGUGGCCUGCCGCUGCACCUGGACGGCGUGGACGCCGUGUACGAGCGCACCACCGACCACAAGAUCGUCUUCUUCAAAGGAGACAGAUACUGGGUGUUCAAGGACACCCACGCAGAGGAAGGAUUCCCGCGGCCCGUCUCGGACUUUGGCCUCCCUCCCGGCGGCGUCGACGCUGCCUUCUCCUGGGCCCACAAUGACAAGACUUAUUUCUUUAAGGGCCAAUUGUACUGGCGCUACGAUGAGCACACGCGGCGCAUGGACCCUGGCCACCCGGCCCAGAGCCCCCCGUGGAGGGGCGUCCCCAGCACCCUGGACGACGCCAUGCGCUGGUCGGAUGGGGCCGCCUACUUCUUCCGCGGCAGGGAGUACUGGAAGGUGCCGGACAGCGAGCUGGCCGCGGCGCCCGGGUACCCGCAGUCCACCGCCCGGGACUGGCUGGCCUGCCGAGACCCGCAGGGCGACUCCGCGGGGGCGGAGGGAGGGGCCGGGGCCCACGCCCCGCCCGGGCAGCACGACCACAGCCACUCAGAGGACGGCUACCAGGUGUGCGCCUGCAGCUCCCUGGCUGCCGACCCCCCGGGGGCCUUGGACUCCCUGCUGGUCGCCAAGCUGCUGCUGCUGAGCUUCCUGUGGAGGGGGGCCUGGGCCCUAGCGCUCUGA
Molecule: messenger RNA, 1770 nt
Organism: Molossus molossus (Pallas's mastiff bat)
Lineage: Eukaryota; Metazoa; Chordata; Mammalia; Chiroptera; Molossidae
Gene: MMP17
Product: matrix metallopeptidase 17
Exons: 10
Coding region: 1-1770 (589 amino acids)
Biological process (GO): collagen catabolic process; extracellular matrix organization; proteolysis
Cellular component (GO): extracellular matrix
Molecular function (GO): metalloendopeptidase activity; zinc ion binding
Source: RefSeq, a predicted model, not a curated record